UCAAGUUAUUCACGGUUCGCAAGUGUCAAAAGCGUUAUCACUGCGGGGCUGUGAGCUACUGAAAAGCAGUAAGAAAUGAUAAUUUAUACAAUCCAGUACACACCAUCAUUGAUCUCUCCAACGACGGCGAAUUGAUCUCUUCAAUGGCGGCAGUGUACGACGGUGACAGUUGAUUGCUCCAGCGCAAACGCCAUGACUUGCCUGAUCGACCGGGGAUUGAUUUGCUGAUCAACGACCAGUUUCUUGCACCAAGGAAACGUUUUUUUGUGCUUGAUAAAAAUCUGGUAGUUGCGUAGUAAUUAUUUUUAGCUAUACGGUUGAAAGACAACUUUUCUUUUUUUACUGUCCCAAUCGACAACGUCGUUCCCUCGCUCUUUCGGUUGCGGCCACCUGCUUUCACGGAUCGUUAACCUAUGAGGAAGGAUUCUGUUCCUAAUCAUCCUUUAUUUUGCUUGAAAUUGCCUUGGGAUAUUCAACAACAUUCUAAAAACCCUAAUGGCUGUUCAUUUGAGACUCCUUGGGUAUUCAAAUCUAUGCACACUCUUGGAUCAGUUGCUUUCAAUUCAUUUAAUUCAAUUUCUAAUUCUUGGAUCAGUAACUUUAAUCCCAUUAAAUUGGAUCCCCAAACAAGCAAAACUAAACCACUGAAGGUGUUGACUCCUGACGAGCAAGGAGAAGCUGAGCAAAGAGCGUUUGCCUCAGCGUUAGCUAGCGGGAAACUAGCUACAGUUCUUGAAUUCUACUCACCCAAAUGCAGCCUAUGCAACUCUUUGCUUAAUUUUGUGUCGGAGGUCGAAGGCAGGAACUUAGGUUGGCUCAAUGUUGUUAUGGCUGAUGCAGAGAAUGAGAAAUGGCUGCCUGAGCUCCUCCAUUAUGACAUAAGAUAUGUUCCUUGCUUCGUACUGUUGGAUAAAGAUGGGAGGGCACUGGCAAAAACUGGCGUUCCAAGCAGCCGGUUACAUGUAAUUGCAGGUCUAUCACAUCUUCUCAAGUUGAAGCGGCCUCAAAGUAACAAUGAACACAACCUACAUUUGAAUCUCUCUCACUGCCUCAUUACCAUUUCCUGCUGGAAUCAAUCAUAGAUGUUGGACCAUUUCAGUUUGAAGAUAAUUGUGCAGGGCACAUGAUGUGAGACAGCCAUUCUAACUUCCUGCUGUAUUUAGGAAAUGGCAAAUUUAAUGCUGGGAUUAAUAAAAGCUCCGCAAGUGUGCUGCUUGUUCUGUAUCACGUGAUGACUAGCCCACUUAAAUUUGUCACCUUGCAAAAUUAGUUUAGGGCAAAAACAUUGAAUUAUUAGACAUUUUCUGGCCAAGAAGUUGAAUUAAUUAAUUAUACACGCC
Mercurialis annua (annual mercury) is the source of this 1340-nucleotide messenger RNA. RefSeq lists its product as uncharacterized. The transcript has 4 exons. The record is from RefSeq and is a predicted model, not a curated record. Bases 414 to 1082 code for a protein of 222 amino acids. Lineage: Eukaryota; Viridiplantae; Streptophyta; Magnoliopsida; Malpighiales; Euphorbiaceae. Gene Ontology annotation, biological process: cell redox homeostasis.